AUGGCGGGCGCUGCUCACUGUUCCCUGCAGGCCAAGCGCCUACUCUUGGACCCCAAGUUCGAGGGCUACAAGCUGUCCUUGGAGCCACUGGCCUGCUACCAGCUGGGGCUCGAUGCGGCUGUAGCAGAAGUGAAACUUCGUGAUGAUCAGUAUACCCUUGACCACAUGCGUGCUUUUGGCAUGUAUAAUUAUCUGCACCUUGAUUCCUGGUACCAGGAUAAUGUCUACUAUGUUGAUCAGUUUGGAAGAGUGAUGAAUCUAUCAGUGACCCUGGACACUGCUCUACAAAAACCAAGAGAAGUUUUCAGGCUACCUACCGACUUAACAGCUUAUGAUGAUCGCCUUUGUGCCUCAGUACAUUUCCCCUCUUCCACAUGGGUUGCCCUUUCUGAUGGUACAGGAAGACUCUACUUAAUUAAAUCAGGCAAGCGUGGAGACAGUGCAUCAGAGAAGUGGGAGAUUGCGUUUAAUGAAGAACUAGGAAGUCCAUUUAUUAUAGCACACAGUGUUUCAUUUGUAAAAUCUGAUGUGCAUUCAGUAGCUGUGCUGCUGCUUAGGGUAGAAAAAGAUGAAUUGGACAUAAAAGGAAGUGGAUUUCAUGUUACCUUGGAAUGGCUUACAAUUGGAGAGAGAAGCAAAGAGGGUAAGUGUGAUCAUAGGUAUGAAGUCUUUAAAAGGAGAGUUUUACAAGGAAAAUCAGUCCCCCAUUAUGCAGCAAUAGAGCCCAGUGGGGAUGGUCUAAUGAUUGUUUCUUACAAACCAUUCAAGUUUAUGCAUGAUGAAGAAGACAAAUCAGAAGAAAAUGAUGAUGCAAAAACAACAAAUGAAAAGAAAGACCCUGUCUAUUAUUGGCAGCAGACUGAAGAUGUUGUGACAAUAACAAUUCAGAUUCCUCAAGGCAUGACUAAGGAUGACAUAAAAGUACACUUUUCCCCUGAUAACAUCUGUGUUACGCUGAAGGACCAGCCUCCUGUGAUGGAAGGGAAACUCUAUUCAUCUGUGGACCAUGAAAGCUGCACAUGGAUAAUUAGAGAGGACAAAAGCUUGGAGAUUUCUCUAAUUAAGAAAAAUGAGGGACCCCAGUGGCCAGAGCUAAUACUUGGUGACACAAGAGGAGAACUCAUUAUCGACCCUUCCCAGUGCUCUGAAAUAGCUGAAAGCUUGAUGCAUCUUACUUCUGAAGUAAUGAAUCCAAACCCUGAAAAGGAGAACCCCCCUUGUAAUGCUCAAGAAUUAGAAGAGUGUGAUGCUUUUCUUGAAGAUAGUGCAAGCCUGAGCAGAUUUGAUGGUAACACCUUGAAAGUCACUCAUGUAAUUCAUCUUGGAAGCAACCAGUAUCUUUUUUCAGUUGUUGUGGAUCCCAGAGAAAUGCCAUGCUUUUGCUUGAGGCAUGAUGUUGAUGCUCUUCUCUGGCAGCCCCACUCUGACCAGCCAGAGAACAUGUGGGAACAUGUUGCAACUUUUAAUGCUUUAGGUUAUGUCCAAGCAUCAAAGCAAGACAAGAAGUUCAUGGCUUGUGCUCCAGAUUACUCCUAUGCUGCUCUUUGUGAGUGCUUGCGACGGAUUUUCAUCUAUCGUCAGCCGACUCCUCUGUCCACCGUGCUGUACAACAGGAAGGAAGGAAGACAAGUGGGACAGGUUGCUAAGCAGCUAGUAACAACCCUGGAAGCCAAUGAUCCUAUCUUAGGCUUUCAAGCUACAAGUGAGAGAUUAUUUGUUCUCACAACAAAAACCUUGUUUUUAAUAAAGGUGAACUCUGGAAAUUAA
Molecule: messenger RNA, 1767 nt
Organism: Indicator indicator
Lineage: Eukaryota; Metazoa; Chordata; Aves; Piciformes; Indicatoridae
Gene: NUDCD1
Product: NudC domain containing 1
Exons: 10
Coding region: 1-1767 (588 amino acids)
Source: RefSeq, a predicted model, not a curated record